This is a messenger RNA of Desarmillaria tabescens, 1323 nucleotides long. RefSeq names its product Cys/Met metabolism PLP-dependent enzyme-domain-containing protein. The transcript is spliced from 12 exons. Gene Ontology annotation, molecular function: carbon-sulfur lyase activity; pyridoxal phosphate binding. Gene Ontology annotation, biological process: transsulfuration. NCBI's taxonomy places the organism in Eukaryota, Fungi, Basidiomycota, Agaricomycetes, Agaricales, Physalacriaceae. Gene Ontology annotation, cellular component: cytoplasm. The record is from RefSeq and is a predicted model, not a curated record. The coding region runs from base 44 to 1228 and encodes 394 amino acids.
AUUUGUCACAGAUUCAGCCCCUUCUUCUCGACCCAUUUCUAUCAUGAGCACCAAAUUUACUGGCACUGUUCUCGUUCACGGUGAUGAAACUGUACAUCCAACCGGUGGGGGCGAAGUCGCUCCGUCCAUCUCUGUUUCAUCAACAUUCAAGGCGAGCUCUCCGGAAGAAAGACUCGACAAUGUGGACUUCAAGAACCCAGAGCGACACGUAUAUUCUCGGUACACCCAAGAUGUUAGCACUCGCGCCGAGCACAUUUUGAGUAAAAUCAACGGUGGACAUGCCCUUACAUACGCGUCUGGGCUGUCGGCUGCGUAUGCUGCGCUCGUUUUCUUCAAGCCCAAGCGUGUUGCAAUGAACGGAAGCUACUUUGGAUGCCAUGCUACUAUAGAGGUGUACAGCAAAAGCCGAGACACAAACUUGGAGAUGAUUGACCUUGACGAUGAGUUCCAGCCCGGCGACCUGUGCUGGUUGGAGACACCAUUAAACCCAACAGGAGAAUCAAGGGACAUUGCUUAUUAUGCUGACAAGGUACACAAGGCGGGAGGAAAACUACUGGUAGAUUCCACCUUUGCGCCGCCACCUCUCCAGUACCCAUUCAAAUGGGGUGCAGACUGUAUCCUUCAUUCAGCGACCAAAUACUUGGGCGGUCAUUCUGAUCUACUCGGUGGCGUGCUUGUUGUAAAAACACUGGACGAAUGGACGACUCUGCAACAUGAUAGGACGUACCUCGGAAAUGUACUAGGAUCCCUUGAAGCCUGGUUACUUCUCCGUUCUCUACGCACUCUGCAUCUUCGAGUUCCGCGUCAAUCCGAGACGGCGACCGUUUUAGCAAAGUGGCUACAGUCAGCGGAGCGAACACCCGAAGGCCAGACAUUCGACGGCGUUCCAGGUGGGCUCGUCACCAAGGUUUGGCAUUCGUCCUUGCAGACCAAGGAUGCAAGAGGGUUCGAACCUAAACAUCAGAUGGAAGGCGGAUGGAACGGCACAUUUGCUAUCCAGCUGGCAACUCCCGAGCAGGCUAUCCAGCUCCCACAUACCGUAAAAUAUUUCGUUGCUGCGACAAGUCUUGGCGGCGUAGAAUCACUCAUUGAAUACAGGGCUCGAGCGGAUGUUAGAGAAGAUCCAAGGCUAAUCAGGAUUAGCAUCGGGGUCGAAGAUGUUGAAGAUCUCAAGGAUGGCCUGCGAAUUGGUCUACAAAAGGUAGCAUCUAUUAAGAGUAAAUUGUAGCUGCACCUUUGUACCUCAGAGGACGCCUGAAAUAUAGACGUAUUUUCUGCAAUGGCAUUAACAGAAAGCUGGAUCCACCUUGACGUAGUCCACAU